CGACCAGUCGCGAAGUCUCUCAACUGCACGCGAAGGUGCGGUUCUGCUCUACUUAUUAAACCCCCACAACGCCCCUCACUUUCCCGCAAAGAAUCCCGGCAACCAAACACUCGAUAACGAUCUUAAUCUGUGCAAACCGGAGAAGAUGAAUAUGAUGUGGAAUCAGGCGUAUCGGAAGAGUGAUCCGGAGGCCCAAGCAAGGCCGCUCUACCCUACGAUGCUCGAGAGCCCCGAGCUCCGGUGGUCCUUCAUCCGCAAAAUCUACGCGAUCGUUGCCAUGCAAUUACUCGCCACCAUCGCCAUCGGCGCCGUUGUCGUUUCGGUCCGGCCGGUGGCUCACUUCUUUGUCAGCACCGGCGCCGGCCUUGCUCUCUACAUUGUUCUCAUCAUCACGCCUUUCAUCGUGCUGUGCCCGCUGUACUACUACCACCAGAAGCAUCCGGUGAAUUAUCUUUUACUUGGAAUUUUUACCCUCUCACUGGCAUGUGUGGUCGGUUUGACUUGUGCAUUUACUAGCGGGAAGGUGAUUUUGGAGUCUGUUAUUCUAACGGCAGUGGUCGUAAUCGGUUUGACCUUGUACACAUUCUGGGCUGCAAAGAGAGGCCAUGACUUCAACUUUCUUGGUCCCUUCUUGGCUGGAGCUAUUUUGGUUCUCUUCGUAUUUGCUCUGAUUCAGAUUUUGUUCCCGUUGGGUAGGAUCUCCGUGAUGAUAUAUGGUUGCUUGGCGUCGCUCAUAUUUUGCGGGUACAUUGUGUACGACACGGACAACUUGAUCAAGCGAUACUCUUACGACGAGUACAUUUGGGCAGCAGUCGCUUUGUAUUUGGAUAUCAUCAACCUCUUCCUCGCGCUUCUCACCGUUUUCAGGGUUUCUGAUAGAUGAGAAUAAGUUCUUGAUUGCUUAGUCUCUUUUGUUGCCAAAUACGAUUACAUAUUGCUUAGGGUUACUUGUGAACGUCAUAAACAACUAAACCCUCUCAUUGUACAAUGAUAAAUAGCUGAUUUUCAUGGAAGAUUCCGUGUGUUUUGCGUCUUUCCUUUGUUACUUAUUUUAUUACAUUUCCGCCGAUCAGAUGACGUUCAGAUUCAAUAAUACAAUUUUAUAUGUUAGAAAA
Messenger RNA from Malus domestica (apple), 1115 nucleotides. RefSeq names its product protein LIFEGUARD 2-like. Lineage: Eukaryota; Viridiplantae; Streptophyta; Magnoliopsida; Rosales; Rosaceae. The record is from RefSeq and is a predicted model, not a curated record.